GCCAGAACCAGAACAUCAGCCCGGCGGCAACGCCUCAACCACUAUCACCACUUUUCUUCGUUCCUUUUUUUUAUUUCGUUUCUUUUCAACCGGCAUCUCGACAAUUCACUUCGAUAAGGCAAAUAUUAUAAAGUAAUCCGGAAUUGCAACUCGUCAUCUAAGAUGGGAGCGCUCCUAUCUAUUCCCAUGCUGGCAUUGCCUAGCGCUGGCGCGCUGAUGUCCUUCGCUGCCAGUUGCUGUGGUGCCGCUACGUGCUCCAUGGUCUGUAGCGCCUGCGGGAAGUGUGGCAACAGUGUUGCUACCCGUAUCGCCUACGCUCUCCUCCUCCUCGUUAACUCGAUUCUCUCCUGGAUUAUGCUCACCCCUUGGGCUAUCGAAAAGCUACAACAUUUAAUGUUGGACUACGUUAAGAUCAACUGUCCCAACGGCCAAUGUUAUGGAUGGCUCGCUGUUCACCGAAUCAACUUCGCCCUCGGUCUCUUCCACCUUAUCUUCGCCGGUCUCCUCUUCGGUGUCGCAUCCUCGAAAAACCCACGAGCUGCUCUUCAAAAUGGUUUCUGGGGACCCAAGAUCAUUGCAUGGCUCGCAUUUGUGGUUAUGUCUUUCCUAAUACCUGAUGCGUUCUUCCAGGUCUGGGGUAACUACAUCGCCUUCAUCGGCGCCAUGCUCUUCCUCAUUCUCGGCCUCAUCCUACUCGUCGACCUCGCACACACCUGGGCGGAGUACUGCCUCGAACAGAUCGAAAACACCGACUCUCGGAUAUGGCGGGGCGUGCUCAUCGGAUCCACUCUAAGCAUGUACCUAGGCUCGCUCGCGAUGACCAUAAUCCAGUACUUCUUCUUUGCGCGGAGCGGGUGCUCGAUGAACCAAGCCGCCAUCACAAUCAACCUGAUCUUCUGGCUAGCCAUUUCCUUUGUUUCCGUACAUCCCACAAUCCAGGAAUACAACCCUAAGGCCGGGUUGGCGCAGGCCGCCAUGGUCGCCUUCUACUGCACGUACCUGACCAUGUCAGCCGUCUCGAUGGAACCCGACGACAAACAAUGCAACCCCCUAAUCCGCGCCCAAGGCACACGUACCACAUCCGUCGUCAUCGGCGCCAUCGUCACCAUGCUCACGGUCGCAUACACGACGACCCGAGCCGCGACGCAAAGCCUAGGUCUCGGUAACAACAAAGGCGGCAUCAAGCUCGCCGACGACGACGAGCACGACCUCGUAACGCAACAACCCGGCCGCCGGGAAAUGCGCGCCGAGGUCCUCCGCCGCGCCGUGGAAGAGGGCAGCUUACCCGCCGACGCCCUGCUCUCCGACGACGAGGACGAAGACGACAGCAGCAGCAAGACGCCCGGCGACGACGAGCGCAGCAGCACGCAGUACAACUACUCCGUCUUCCACAUCAUCUUCUUCCUCGCCACAUGCUGGGUCGGCACCCUGCUCACAGGCACGGUCCAGGGCCUCGACCAGUCCCCGACGGACAGCGACUUCGCCACCGUGGGCCGCACGUACUGGGCUAGUUGGGUCAAGAUCGUUAGCGCUUGGUUCUGCUAUAGCAUGUACAUCUGGACGCUGGUCGCGCCGAUCGUAUUGCCUGAGCGAUUUGAUUUUUCGUGAGGGGUUGCAUGUUUUUGGGCGGGUUAAGAGGGGGGAAGAUUGUGCUUUGUAUAGCUAGAUUGGUAGAUGUAUGAGUUAUGGUUACACACUGUCUAUGUAGGUUAGGCCAGAAUGCUGUUGUGUUGGUUGGGGUAAUAAAAUGCCGUUCUUUGCCGGUAUUACUUCGUUCUUGAGCUACGCGUUGACUUUAAAAUGUGACUGUAGAUUUGUAUUUAGAUUGUUCGUUGGAUUGAUGGCUUGGGUGAGGACCUAGGGCUUAUGGUUCGAACAUCCUUGGAGCAAAAAGGGGUAUUUGCUGCCUUCCAAGGUUGUUGUAUGGGUGACUCAACACACUAGAUACCUACUACUGAUAUCGAGAGUGUAAAAGAUCUUUGAAGAUGAUGUUAUUACGGAAGUAUUAUUGUAUUGUCGUUAUAGGUAGGAUGAUAUUAGUCUCCUGAACCCCUAAGAUGGCAUCAUUUCUUUCAAGAUGGGAA
Molecule: messenger RNA, 2084 nt
Organism: Annulohypoxylon maeteangense
Lineage: Eukaryota; Fungi; Ascomycota; Sordariomycetes; Xylariales; Hypoxylaceae
Product: TMS membrane protein/tumor differentially expressed protein
Exons: 3
Coding region: 163-1608 (481 amino acids)
Cellular component (GO): membrane
Source: RefSeq, a predicted model, not a curated record